Dendrobium catenatum is the source of this 1215-nucleotide messenger RNA. RefSeq lists its product as uncharacterized. The record is from RefSeq and is a predicted model, not a curated record. Gene Ontology annotation, cellular component: TIM22 mitochondrial import inner membrane insertion complex. Gene Ontology annotation, biological process: protein insertion into mitochondrial inner membrane. Bases 151 to 732 code for a protein of 193 amino acids. NCBI's taxonomy places the organism in Eukaryota, Viridiplantae, Streptophyta, Magnoliopsida, Asparagales, Orchidaceae. Gene Ontology annotation, molecular function: transmembrane protein transporter activity. The transcript is spliced from 4 exons.
AUCUUGAAUAUUAGUAUCACAUUUAGCAGCAAAUAAUUUCUACCAUCGGUCUACCCUCCCGCAGCGCUGACCAUAUCUGCUUCCGUUCAGUUUUUUUUUUUUCUCUCGUCUAGGUUGUGCAUAGAAGCCGGGCGGAAACAAACGUUAGCAAUGACUAAUUCCGACGGCGUCCCGCUGGGAAAUCACUCCUCCGACGGCUGGAAAAGACGCAUCAUUAUUCCAACAUUACUCGCAGGGGUGAUUGGUGGAGCAGCCGGACUGGUCUCCAAAAACAGGAAGACUUUUGGCGUCGCUAACGUCUCUGCAACUUAUGCCACCAACCUGGCCAUCGUCGCUGCAUUCUAUUGUGGAGCACGUGAACUUGCAAGAGAUGCUCGCAAAUCAGAACCAGAUGAUCUAGUUAAUUCAGCGGUUGGGGGAUUUGCUAGUGGAGCUCUGCUUGGCCGGCUUCAAGGUGGCCAGUUUGGAGCUAUCCGUUACUCUAUCAUUAUUGCAGUUGCUGGAACAGCUUUCGACUUUUCUUUACUGAAGCUAAGCCCUGUCCUGCAGCACUUCAUUCGAAAAGUACCUGAAGAGAGAUCCCAGAAAAAUGUUGGCCGGUCAAGCUGGUGGAGAAUACCUGAGUGGUCUCCAAUUCAGAUAUUGGAUGAAGAAGCUCUGGCUGCAAAGCGGGCUCGUGAGGAAAAAAAUUAUGCUCAUAGAAUGCUAGACAAACCAAAAGAAGAAUCUUGAAUGCUUGAAGGGUCUUGGGGACCUUUUUUACUUGAUUAUCUCUUACAUUGCGGCUCUGGUUGAGUAUCUUUGGACUUUUCUUUCAGCCUACUAUUUGCUGGUGGCGUAAGAUUGGGUUGAUUACUACCAAUUAAGUUUUCGUGAUUUGUGGUGAAAAGACUGAAGAGUUAUUAUAUCAUAUGGAGAGGAAGAUAAAUUCUACUCAAAGAUUCAUCAAAUUCCAUCAAGAAUUGGGAGAUCACAUAUGCGGGAUAAACUGUUAAAAUUUGAAUAUAUAAGUCUGUAAUUUGACAAUGAGCCUUCUACUUGUGUUGUGCAUUUGUAGUGGAACAUAAGUUGUAAUAUAUGUUGGUACCAAUAAUUUUUGGGCAUAUAAAAAAAAUAUUAUGAUGUAAGAAACGUCAUAUUUUUUGGAGACCCGGAUGUCUGUUUGUUAUUGCACUGUGUUUAUGUUUAAUAUUUGUUUCAAAGUUUUAUAAACCA